Trichomonas vaginalis G3 is the source of this 1719-nucleotide messenger RNA. RefSeq lists its product as uncharacterized. Lineage: Eukaryota; Parabasalia; Trichomonadida; Trichomonadidae. Gene Ontology annotation, cellular component: Golgi medial cisterna; membrane; Golgi trans cisterna. The transcript has a single exon. Bases 1 to 1719 code for a protein of 572 amino acids. The record is from RefSeq and is a predicted model, not a curated record.
AUGGGUGUCGCUGAAUCAGGAGUUGAUUUUAACUCAUUCCUUGCGAACUGCUGCGUUCAAGAUAAAUCACAGGAUGAUUCAUACUGGACUGAGUUGAUUAGACAUGUUUGGGAUAGAAGCGAAUUAAAAAUGCCAAAUCCAAGAUUAAUUGACGAAAUUGCAACAAGAAAUCCGAAUAAUUUACUACGCUUAUUCAGGGAAUGCAUUAAUUUUAUGGAGUUUGUUAAUAAUGCCGAAUCCGCUGACAUUUUCCCACAGAUCAUUUUCAAUCAGAUUUCGGAAAUCUUAUAUACAUUUACAUGCGCUGUUAUAUCAUGCACUACUAAUCCUAAUCAUAUGGAUUAUUAUAACUACGUAUUAGGCUUAGAUAGUAAAGUUUAUGACGAAAUGCCAGAAGAACAACGCAUUGCAGAAAAAUCAAAGCCAUCAUUAUUAACAAGAUACUUAACUGUAGUAUACAAACUAUUUUUCAAGCCAGGAUUAGUUGUUAAAAAAGAUCAGAAAAUUUGGAGUGUUUAUCCCGAAGAUCCGAUAUCAAUGAUACUUCUCCGAUAUGAUCUUGUUUCAUCUCUACUUAUGCUUAUGAAUAUUAACUUGAUUUCCAUGCAACAAAUCCCAAAAAUUAAUUUCAACAUUGAAACACCUUUCCCUUCUGAGCAAUUCCUUAGAUCUGUCUUGAACAUAUCGAAAUAUACAGACAAAAUUGCCAGUGAAAAGAUGACAAUGCAAUAUAUCCAGUCUUCUAUCAUUUUCUGCCUUUCCGCUUCAUUCUGGCAGCCCGAUUUCGUUCAAAAAUUAACCAACAUCCAUCCUCAAGAGAUAGUUCUUUCAAUUGCCGGAUCAUCAAAAUUACCUUUCCCAAGGAAGCCGAAUUUCACAAGUACAUCGUUACUAACAUCAGAAUGCCUUUCAAUGUGCUAUCUUUGCUGCAUCUGGAAUCGCGAUUUGAUCACUUAUAUUGCACAAAACCAAAUUUCGAAUUUAUUUAUUUACGAAUUGUUGGCAUUGUCGCAAUAUACCUUUGAAUCAAUCGGUUUGACUGUCGUUCAUACGUUUAUUUUGUCAUUAAUCGACAUUUUACUUUUGGAAGAGUCCUCUUGCCUUGAACUCAACAAAUCGUUUACAGGUAGCUUUGAUUGUACAUUUAGACCACAUCGUGGUAACUAUUGCGACAUUCUUUUGGAAUUUAUUUUGAAUAUUUCUUCAAAAGAGACGGAUACAUUGAUUUGCCGCAUUAUCAAGAGAAUGUUACCAACAGCAAACUUCUCUGUAUCAUCAUGUUACAAACUUUUCAAGUUUUUCCCUUCGAAUUUAGAAGGAGAGCAAAUUUCAAUGCUUCUUGAAGGAUUUGCAGGCACAGUUCUCAUGAACAAAGAAGAGACAAUCAACACAAGAGUCUUUAUUAUCCAGAAAAUCAGUUCAAUUAAGAAAUCUUCAGGAGAUUCGACAAAACCACUUGAACAAAUCAUUUCUUAUGUUAAUAACUUUCUUCCUAAGUUUGGAAAGCAGAAAGUAUCACUUGAUGAAGCUAUUAAAAUCAUAAACAGUGUUGAAAUUCCUCAAUCAAACGAAAUUUACCAAACCAAUCAUUUAAUGGUAAAUAUGAGGAUAUGGAAGGAUUGGAGUGAAUUGUUGUUCACCAAAGCACACAACAAAUCAAUCCAGAGAUACAGACAAAUUAAUUUGAACUACCAAGCUCCAGUUGAACUUAAGGAUUAA